This is a messenger RNA of Orbicella faveolata, 1466 nucleotides long. RefSeq names its product acyl-protein thioesterase 1-like. NCBI's taxonomy places the organism in Eukaryota, Metazoa, Cnidaria, Anthozoa, Scleractinia, Merulinidae. The record is from RefSeq and is a predicted model, not a curated record. Gene Ontology annotation, biological process: protein depalmitoylation. Gene Ontology annotation, cellular component: cytoplasm. Gene Ontology annotation, molecular function: palmitoyl-(protein) hydrolase activity; carboxylic ester hydrolase activity.
CGUGAUUCACACCGGCGCAGCCGUGUUUUCGUUCUGUUCGUGGCGGUUUUCUAUAACGUGAAUGUUUACAUGCAAAUUUAGCAUUUUUUCCUUCUUCGUUCUUGUGUACGGCUUCCUCUUGUUAUCUGGUGUUGGAGGCAAUGAGAUGUCGGUUGUUGUCAAAGCUACAGCUAAACAUACGGCGUCGUUGAUAUUUCUUCAUGGUCUUGGAGACACAGGACAUGGCUGGAGUGCAAGUUUUGAGGAGAUCAAAAUGGCCCAUGUGAAAUCUAUUUGCCCUAAUGCACCUGUCAGUCCUGUGACAUUAAAUGGUGGUUUCAGAAUGCCGUCAUGGUUUGAUAUAAAAUCCCUUACAUUCCAAGGGGAACAAGAUGAAACAGGAAUCAAGGAUGCUGCUGCAAACAUACGAUCAAUAAUUGAAGAUGAGAUUAAAACUGGGAUACCAUCAGAUCGAAUUGUUUUAGGUGGUUUUUCACAAGGAGGUGCUCUUGCAUUAUAUACUGCUCUGACCAUGGAGAAACCUCUAGCUGGAAUCUUAGCACUGAGUUCAUGGUUGCCUCUUCACAAGUCUUUUCCAGAGGCCAUCAAAGGAAACAAAGACACGAAAAUACUACAGUGUCAUGGGGAUAUUGAUCCAGUUGUAAAUUUUACGCUUGGGCAGAUGACAGCCGAUGUUUUAUCAUCAUUUUGUUCAAAUCUCGAGUUUAAAACAUAUCAAGGAUUAGGUCACUCAUCCAGUCCACAGGAGAUGAACGAUGUGAAGGAGUGGCUAAAGAAAGUAUUGCCAUAAACAGCUUAACUUAGUGAAGCUUCUUUUUUAUGACUGUGUUAUGGUAAAAUGCCCUUUCUAUUAGGUUCAAUAGUCUUUUGUCAAAUUGAACACCACUGGUCCAUGGAGAUCAAAUAAGUUUUUCUUGAAAAUGGUCCCCCUUGGACAUUCCCAUGCUCUUGAAAAGUACAAUUAAGCAUCUGUUCUCCUUGGUCCUUGGUAAUGUACCCCUGUUCCCUGAAAAUACCCCCCCCCCCUUCCACCACCACCACCACUACCAAGAAAAAAAAAACAAUAUAACUAAAUAAAUAAAGCACCAUAUACCCAUGUUCCCUGAAAAUAGUCACCCACAUCCCCAUUUUGAAGUGUAUGUGGUGAUCCUGGUGUUAGAUUUUGCUCCUAAAAGAAUGCUCUAAAAACCUGUUCCCAAAACCCAAGAUUCUACCUUUCUUAAUAUUACUAUUUGUAGCACUAUUAUGAAUAUUAUUUCUAAAUUGUUUGGUGAUAUAGGGCUUAAGCACAAUUGUGCUGCCACCAGUAUUGGUCCUGAGUUGUUAAAAAAAUGCAAUUAUUACCACUGACUGAAUUGAAAUCAUAAACCUAUAACUUACCAGAAGUUUUGUGUAGUAGCAUACAUGUUAUCACAUAAGAUUCUGGAUUUACAAUAAAUAAUGUAGCAGGUAUCAUACAAUGGAAA